UGGUGAAUAGGGUUUUUAUAUCGCUCCAAGAUCUCGAAAUAAGAAAGCUUCCGCCAGAGCCUGUGGAUUGGAAACCCUCCGUACUCGGUUAAGUGCGUCGGGAACUUACCUCCCAACCCGUGGGCUCAAGAUCUCUAUAUCUGUUCCUUCUUUCUUCUUUCUCCCCAGCUACUCAUGGCCUCAAAUUCGCAAAAAGAUGUUCCUACCUCUUCCAGUCCGGGAAAAUUGGAAAUUGCCAAUAGCUACAGCAAUGGCAUUAUGUGGUUCUUCAAGAACAGAGGUUUUGACGAUAAAAGUAUUAAUGAAAUGUUCAAAAAGUGCAAGCAUCUCGAGGGUGUGCGAAAGGAAAGAGCCUGUGAAAACUGGGACUACUUGAUAAGCAUUGGCAUCCAAGAGCGGAAGCUUCCUUCUGUUGUAGUAAAGUGCCCCAAAAUACUUACCAUCAAUUUGGAAGAAAAGCUUAUCCCGACUUACCAGUGCCUUACAACAUUGGGAACAAGACCCAGCCAGGUUGCUUCUGCUAUUACCAAGUUUCCUCACAUCUUGUCGCACAGUGUGGAAGAGAAGCUUUGUCCUCUCCUAGCUUUUUUUCAAGCUCUUGGGGUGCCUGAAAAGCAACUUGGUAAGAUGUUUCUGCUCAAUCCGAGAAUCAUUAGCUACAGCAUUGAAUCAAAGAUUUCACAAAUUGUGAACUUUCUUGCUAGGCUUGGCCUGCACGAAGAAGGGAUGAUUGGUAAAGUUCUAGUGAAAAAUCCAUUCAUUAUGGGUUAUAGUGUAGAUAAAAGGCUACAACCGACUUUAGAAUUUCUAAAAUCUAUAGGCCUGACAAAAGUAAAUCUUCAAACAGUUGCAAUAAACUACCCCGAGGUUUUGUGUAGAGAUGUUAAGAAGGUUCUAAGACCUAAUGUUGAUUACUUAAAGAAAUGUGGAUUUGGAGGUGGACAAAUAGCAGCUUUGGUGACUGGUUACCCACCUAUUCUGAUCAAAAGCAUCAAUAACUCUUUAGAACCACGGAUCAAGUUUUUGGUAGAGGUGAUGGAAAGACGAAUGGAAGAAGUAGCUGAUUACCCUUACUUUUUCAAGCAUGGUUUCAAGAAGAGGUUGGAGUGGAGGCAAAAACUUUUGAAACAGAAGAAUGUACGUUGUAGCCUUAGUGAAAUGCUAGACUGCAAUCAGAAGAGGUUCUUAUUGAAGUUUGGUGUAACUGAACAUUUUGCCUAAGGCGCCCCUAUGCUGUGUUGAAUCUAUUUCAGUUUUGGAGA
Molecule: messenger RNA, 1262 nt
Organism: Diospyros lotus (date-plum)
Lineage: Eukaryota; Viridiplantae; Streptophyta; Magnoliopsida; Ericales; Ebenaceae
Product: transcription termination factor MTERF6, chloroplastic/mitochondrial-like
Exons: 3
Coding region: 175-1221 (348 amino acids)
Biological process (GO): regulation of DNA-templated transcription
Molecular function (GO): double-stranded DNA binding
Source: RefSeq, a predicted model, not a curated record